Syngnathus acus (greater pipefish) is the source of this 1126-nucleotide messenger RNA. It is a transcript of the gene exosc1, whose product is annotated as exosome component 1. The transcript has 8 exons. The record is from RefSeq and is a predicted model, not a curated record. Gene Ontology annotation, biological process: RNA processing. Bases 81 to 665 code for a protein of 194 amino acids. Gene Ontology annotation, molecular function: RNA binding. NCBI's taxonomy places the organism in Eukaryota, Metazoa, Chordata, Actinopteri, Syngnathiformes, Syngnathidae. Gene Ontology annotation, cellular component: nuclear exosome (RNase complex); cytoplasm.
CCGAGUGUAACUGACCAAUCAGGAUCAGCCUCAACCUUUCGUCACAACCAAUCGCCUUGCAAGCAGUUCUUCUCGCAAACAUGUCACCCAUGAAGCUGUGUGUUCCUGGUGAUAAACUUUGUAGUGUGGAAGACUGUGCUCCUGGGACAGGCGUAUACAUGCGGCAUGGCUACAUUUACUCCUCGCUAGCAGGCUACGUGCUCAAGAAAAAUGAAGGCGAAGAGUUACCAGUCAUCUCUGUUGUGAGAGAAACAGAAACACAGCUACUUCCUGAUGUUGGGGCAAUUGUUACUUGCAAGGUGACCAGUAUCAAUCCCAGGUUUGCUAAGGUCCACAUACUUUAUGUCGGCUCCACACCCCUGAAGGACCGCUUCAGAGGAACGAUCAGAAAAGAAGAUGUCCGGGCAACAGAGAAAGACAAGGUGGAGACGUACAAAUGUUUCAGACCUGGCGACAUUGUCCUGGCUAAAGUGAUUUCUCUGGGUGAUGUGCAGUCCAACUACCUGCUGACGACAGCUGAAAAUGAACUUGGCGUGGUAGUGGCUCACAGUGAAGCAGGUGCACAGAUGGUUCCGAUCAGCUGGUGCGAGAUGCAGUGUCCACAGACGCAUGCCAAAGAGUUUCGCAAAGUGGCAAGGGUCCAGCCAGAGUAUCUGCAAGCGUGACAAACUUGACACUUGAUUUUCUUCACAAGGAACACACAGCUUCCCCCUCCUCUUCCCUGGGUGACUCCGGGGCCUCCCCGAAUGAGCAUUAUUGUUUUGCUUGGGGAAAAUAUUGUUUUAUUUCUUUUACAUUUUGUCAGAAUAUCAGCUCGGACACAAUGUUAACAUGUACAUUUCUCAUUUUCUCUGGUGGUUAUGCACCAAUGAUAAACUGAAGUCUGAACUGCAUUCAAAAGCAGCUUCGCGAGGUUGUACUCAAAUAAUACGAUUCAGUUUGCAUCUUUUGGUGCUCAUUUUUUCCCCCACCACACACACCAUGGAUUCCAUUUGUAUCAAUUUCAGUUAAAUUUCUUGUUUUCCAGUACAUUGAGCCUACAAUUAACGCAGAAUUUAUUUUUAAUGAACACUUCACUUUACUGAAGAUGUUUGCGAGAAAAAAAUAUAAUGAAAAUGUUAUCCUU